This is a messenger RNA of Sphaeroforma arctica JP610, 3244 nucleotides long. RefSeq lists its product as hypothetical. Gene Ontology annotation, biological process: protein deubiquitination. The transcript has 15 exons. The record is from RefSeq and is a predicted model, not a curated record. Bases 122 to 3217 code for a protein of 1031 amino acids. Gene Ontology annotation, molecular function: cysteine-type deubiquitinase activity. NCBI's taxonomy places the organism in Eukaryota, Ichthyosporea, Ichthyophonida.
GCUGUUUCCUUCUCCUUCGGAACUUCCGACAUACGUCGUUUUUGAAUGCCCACAGUCUUAACGCUUCGCUCUUUUAAUUGAAUCGUUCGUUUGUCCAUUGUACUUUUCAGAUCAUGCGUCUAUGAAUAGUGCGGAAAUCGGGGACGCUUCCGAAGUGAAUAAUAUGACAGAACCGAAUGAUUCCGACGACGUCGAAAUGGCGGUAGACGACGAGCCUGGAUCGCCUCCUCCGCCACCAUACAGUGCCCCAUAUCAUAGGCUUGAUGACACCAACAAUUUGGUCCUGGGCACUGGGGACGAUAUGUUCGCCGCACCUGAUCCGGUGGAUGCGACAGAGGAAGAGUCAAUGGUGUAUUCGACGGAUAUCGCAUCCUUUCGAACGCCAGAGGAGUCCGGUACAUUAACGCUUUCGGACGACGAUACCAACGAUUUGAAUUGGACUGCCGAUUCUGAACUGCAUGCCACAACUCCACUGUCGCCAGCUUUGCCUGAUAUAUUCAACAGUCCAGUGUCAGGUAUUUCCAGUACGUUGAACAACUAUGACAGCCCAGUCUCGACCAAUUUUGCACCGGUGGUCAACUCUGUUCCUGGGCUAUGUGGACUCCGAAACCUGGGAAACACCUGCUAUAUGAAUUCUGGUUUGCAGUGUUUGAAUGCCGUCCCCCAGAUGGCCCAGUACUUCCUUUCGGGUGAUUAUGAGAAAGACAUCAACAGCACCAACCCUCUCGGCACCGGUGGCGCGCUUGCGAGAGAGUAUGCCAACGUUGUCAAGAAUAUGUGGAGUGGCCAUCGCCGAAGCCAAUCGCCAGGCAGUUUCAAGAAUGCUUUAUCACAAUUCGCACCAAUGCUGAGUGGGUUCAGUCAACACGAUUCUCAAGAAUUCCUAGCCUACCUGCUCGACGCACUGCACGAAGACGUGAACAAAGUUCUCAAUAAACCUUACGUUGAAAAGGUUGAGGGUGUUGUGGGUAUGGACGAAGAGAAGCUCGCGCAAGAGGCAUGGGAGGGGCAUUUAAAGAGGAACAACAGCAAAAUAAUGGACCUAUUCCAGGGACAACUGAAGAGUACGGUGCGGUGUCAUGCAUGUAAUAGACAGACUAUUACUUUUGACCCGUUCAUGUAUCUCACACUACCUAUUUCUCAACCCGAGAGACAUGUGGUCUUCACAUUCGUGCCUUCGCUGGGAGCGAAGCAGUCGGGCACGGGCAGUGUCACGAAGGCAACGAGGUACGGUAUAUACGUCAAGAGCACAACUACUUUCGCCGAAUUUAAGAGAAUGGUCAGGAAGAUAACAGGUUUGCCACCACGUCCAACAUCGGACGAUGAGAACGUGACAGCGCUGGAUGAUUUAGUAGUAUGCGAAGUGCACUUGAAAAAAAUAUAUAAAUUCUAUCUCGAUGAUGAUAUUGUCGAUGAUUCGGUGUCGGCCAAAGAUGAUGUAGCCGUGUACCAUAUAGCAGCAUAUGAGCCGAUCACCAAAGAGAAUACGCACACGGAUAGCUCCUCAAGCACUUCAGAAGUGGACUCUAUUCAGCCCUUGAGCGAUACCAAUGAACAAGCGUCCCCGAUUGCAGAGAAGCUGGUAUCGGACACUGCCGAACCUGCGGUCAGCAUAAACGAGGCUGACGAUAGUAACGACUCUGGUAUGGAUUCCGAUUCUGUGGAUAGUGGUACGGAGGUGGAUGAUCUUACUGUCGACGCUGAAGCUCGAAAGGGGUUCUGCUGCGUAUGUCUCGAAUAUCAUGACCAAGUACAUAUCCACCAAGCUUGUGGGAAGGGGAGUUGCUUCCUUUGCAUAGGGACGCACUUCGGAAAUAGCCCAGAUACGAUUUGCUUCAACGGCCUGUGCGGGGAAUCGGUCACAGUCGAUAUGCUCAAGGUUCUUAAGGUUACAUAUGACAAGAAACCUAUUCAGCUUCCGGCUCCCAGCAUUCCCGUUAUAAGUGCACCAUCGCCACCGCCACCGCCAUAUAAAUCAAACGGAUUCGUUUUGGGCGGCCGAUAUGGCAACAGGGAUCGUUCCGAGGUUUUAUAUGAUGGUGAUAAGCCUCGUGCCAUCGCCUUGUAUCAGCAAUUUGGGGUGCAAAUGUUUAUUGGGCAACCUCUACUGGCAAGUAUCAGUACCGACGAGUCUCUUACCGGAAAUACACUUUACGUUAUAGUGGAAGAGCUUCUGUUGGAAAAGGUUCUGCGGCCGCGAGACAAUGGGAGAUUCCCGGAGAAUCUCAAGUUCACAUUAGAGAAUGGGGAAAGAUCUGGAAGUACAAAUUCACAAAUACCUCGCAGCGAUAAACCGGUGGACCUCAAGAGUCCGUACUUGAUUUUAACGUGGGGUAAAGAAACACCACAGGAUAUAUACUUGCAACAGGACGAUGCGAUCGAUGUUCACAGCUCAACAGUACCGAAGUCUUCGGAUAAAGUCGAUAUACACCGAUUACUGAAGGAUUUCACCACACGCGAGGACCUAAGUGAGAACGAUAUGUUCUAUUGUUCUCGAUGUAAAAAACAUCAAAGGGCGUCUAUCCACGUCUCACUAUGGAAGUUGCCGGAUGUGUUAGUAGUUCACCUCAAACGAUUCCACUACGAUGAACGACGCCGAUGUAAGAUCAAUACCCUCAUCGAUUUUCCCGUGAAAGGUCUAGAUCUACACGCUUAUGUAGCGCAACACGGUGUGAAGCUAGAGCAAUCAUGCGAUAGUUUAGCAAGCUCGGCGUCUCAAAGGCAAAGCAUCGUAGAGAUGGAGAGGAACACAAAUAUGGAUACUGACAUUGGCGACACAAAUGUGCUGGAUGGUGAUGAAGUGAUUCAGAAAUUGGGCGUGCCCAGUGUGAAGGUUGAGACCGAUAUGGACGUUCAUGAAACCGAAUGCACCGGAAGGGCCAUAGACGAACCGUUUGGUGGUGUUGAAGAUGAGGACGCUCAACGGGAAGACGAUCUAGAGAAAGACACUGCUCUUGGCGAGGUCUACGAUCUAGUAUCUGUGGACAAUCACAUGGGCAGCCUAAGUUUCGGACAUUACACAGCAUACAUCAGGCAUCCCGACACGAAAGAAUGGCAUAAUUGCAACGAUGAUAGCGUGACCCCAGUACACGAUCCGCAGCAGGUGGUGUCGCCGAAUGCCUAUGUGCUGUUCUACAUGAGACGGUUAGCUGCUGAGAAGGCUCCCACGGUCACACCUGUGCCCACGCGUACGCAUAGUCCAGCAGCGUUAGAUUAACGACCAUUAAACAUCAUGAAACAACCC